Messenger RNA from Zygotorulaspora mrakii, 2631 nucleotides. RefSeq names its product ubiquitin-specific protease DOA4 (gene DOA4). Gene Ontology annotation, molecular function: cysteine-type deubiquitinase activity. NCBI's taxonomy places the organism in Eukaryota, Fungi, Ascomycota, Saccharomycetes, Saccharomycetales, Saccharomycetaceae. Bases 1 to 2631 code for a protein of 876 amino acids. The record is from RefSeq and is a predicted model, not a curated record. Gene Ontology annotation, biological process: protein deubiquitination. The transcript has a single exon.
AUGACUGAGAUGAAAACUGAGCCAAUUAAAAAGUACUGCAAAGGUAUACCUACGCUUUCACGAUUAGCAGAGAAAUUCGUUUUUCAGGAAGAUGACUUUCAUAAUCGCAGUAAUGAUAUGAUGACUGUCCUGCAGCACUGUUUGGAUACACUUGAAGCAUAUCGGGACGUGUACAAGAAACUGAAAAUGGAACGUGACGGUUUGACAGAAAGUGAACUGUUUGAAAUUUAUGAGGCAGCUUACAUCUAUUACAAAAUUGUUCACAUCAACAUACUCAACAAACUACCCAAUCUUCAGGAAUUUCAGACGGUUAAAAGACAGAGCAAUUCGAAUGAUCAGAAAUUAAUGGAAAUCUAUAAUAUGCUAGUUAAGAGUUUACUGAAUGAUGAUAAAAUUGCCCAGAUCAAGCAUUUCCUGAGGGAACAUUGUGGACCAGAAAGCUCAGGUGCAGCUACAAUCGACAAUGGAAUUGAGAAAGACUCAAAAACGUUUGAUUCCGGUACUUUUAUAUCGGUUGACCAAUUAAAACAUUUAUUAUUUCACUACAAUGACUCUACAUUACUCCUGGAUAUACGGCCCAGAGCGGAGUUCAAUAAAAAGCAUAUUAAUUUCAAAAACAUAGUCUGCAUAGAGCCAAUUUCUUUCAAAAGUGACUAUACAGAUAUAGAUGUGGAGAAGAGAUCCCUAAUCACUUCACCGCAGAAAGAAAUAGAUCUUUUUCGGAACAGAACUGAUUUUGAAUUCAUUGUUCUUUAUACAAGCGAGCCUGAUGAGAGGAACAAAUCAAAUCACAACUACCAACAGGAAAUGGUACUUUUGGAUCUAUUUAUGAACAGAUCCUUUGGCAAGCCCUUGAGAGCAGAUUCAAAAAUAUUCGUUCUGAAAGCUGGAAUUUCAAAUUGGAUAUCUAAUAAUGGAGAUUGUAUCACUGAGAUUGAUGACAAAUCUGGCGAUCAGCUAUAUCUAAAUGGAAGAAAUUCCACGCUGCGCUUCCAAAGUCUGCCAGACCAUUCUCCUAGUAUCAGCGCGUCGAUGGAUGGAUCAAUGAAGGAAAUGUUAUCUGAAUCGCCUAAUAAUGGAUUCAGUGCCUUUCAGAGACAUCAACAGCAACCGCCGCCAGCAGGCUUUAAAAACAUGUUUUCAUCCUCACUCACAAGUUUAUCAUCCAAACUUCCCUGCAAAACAUCUAUCAUAGAUCAUUCCUCAGGAAGUGAUAGCGAUGUGUUUACUCAUUAUCCAGAGACUCCCCAUCUACUAGCAGAAGAGAAGGGUAAAAAAAGAAUCGUCAAUCAUGGGCACAUAUCACCAAUAAGCUCAAGGGCUUUGACUUCAAUCAGUAAACAUAGCAUUUCUGCUCAACCCCCAAGAAUUUAUACGAAUAACAAGGGAUUUUUAAAUCAAAAUACUUCUCUCACUAGCUCAGCAACUAUUUCUAAGCCACCAACUCAACCUAUUCCCUUACUACCUCAGUUGCCUAUGCAGGACUCCUCGAAGUCACAUACCACACAGCAUACAGAAAAAUAUGAUCUCGAUUUUACUGUAGGUUUAGAAAACAUGGGAAAUUCAUGUUACAUCAGUUGCAUUGUACAAUGUUUAUUGGGAACUCAUGAGUUGACAAAUAUUUUCUUGAAUAACUCCUACGAGAAGCACAUAAAUCUGAACAGCAGAUUGGGGUCCAAAGGUGUGCUGGCUAAAUUCUUUGCCAGACUAAUUCACACAAUGCAUCAACAGGGUGCUUUCAAACUUAAAGAAAAGGGCAAAGCAGUCAAACCGAUACAAUUUAAAAUGGCGUGUGGUUCAAUCAAUUCCUUGUUUAAGGGGUCAGGUCAACAAGAUUGUCAAGAGUUUUGUCAGUUCUUGCUUGAUGGCUUACAUGAGGAUUUAAAUCAAUGUGGCAACAAUCCGCCUUUAAAAGAACUGUCUCCUGAUGCUGAGAAAAUGCGCGAACGUCUAUCGAUGCGAAUAGCAUCAUCCAUCGAAUGGGAAAGGUUUUUAACUACCGAUUUCAGUGUAAUAGUCGAUUUGUUUCAAGGGCAAUAUGCAUCUCAGUUGUGCUGCAAAGUGUGUGGACUCACAUCUACGACAUACCAACCUUUCACGGUACUCUCUGUUCCAGUGCCACAUGUAAAGUCAUGUACAAUAGAAGACUGCUUCAAUGAGUUUACAAAAACUGAAGAAUUAGAAACAGAUGAGCAAUGGUCCUGUUCUACUUGUAAGAAAAAACAGCCAUCUACAAAAAAACUAACCAUAACGCGAUUACCAAGAAAUCUGGUCAUUCAUCUUAAGAGAUUUGAUAAUAUGUUGAACAAGAACAACGUUUUUGUUGAAUAUCCAUUUCUUCUAGAUCUCACCUCGUAUUGGGCUAGCGAUUUUGAUGGAAGAUUACCACCAGGUGUCACCGAUGAGCUGCCUACAAGGGGUCAAAUCCCUCCAUUUACCUACAAGCUUUAUGCUGUUGCAUCGCAUUCCGGCAGUCUUUACGGUGGCCAUUAUACGGCGUAUGUUGACAAAGGAAUCAAUAGAGGAUGGUAUUACUUUGAUGACACAAAUUGCAGACCAGUGAGAACCAAAACCGAAUGCAUCACUUCAAAUGCUUAUGUAUUAUUUUAUCAUAGAGUGUAUGGUAUUUGA